Messenger RNA from Strongylocentrotus purpuratus (purple sea urchin), 1425 nucleotides. Its product is annotated as ultraviolet-B receptor UVR8. Gene Ontology annotation, cellular component: cytoplasm. The record is from RefSeq and is a predicted model, not a curated record. Gene Ontology annotation, molecular function: guanyl-nucleotide exchange factor activity. Bases 420 to 1382 code for a protein of 320 amino acids. The transcript has 9 exons. Lineage: Eukaryota; Metazoa; Echinodermata; Echinoidea; Camarodonta; Strongylocentrotidae.
UCCUUCCCAAAAUACAUGUACCCGCGCUUCGGCACCUGUGCAUCUCACGUUCCUCCGAAUGGGGGUACAGCGAGGGGUAUUGGGUACAUGCAGGUGGGGCCAAUCAAAUCUUUGGUAACCACGAACGCUUUUAAAAUCAGCGAAGUUGUCAGACGGCAGAUUGGUGGAGCAAUGUGCGACAAGUUUUUAGCAGACUUCUUCGUCGAAACGUCUUGUGACUAAGGACCGGACAGUGACAUGCCAUAUGUCUGGUGAAAUCUGACAAGUGUAUGAUACAAUUCCAUUCAUCGAAAAGAGACAAACUUUAUUAUUGGUUAACCAAAUCAAACAAAUAAAGACUGCAACACCCCCUGAACCAAAGCAAAGCACAAUAUGAAGAAAGAUUGUUGUCACAGCACAGAGUGGAAGAAGUAGAGUUCAUGCCCCAACUCGAUGACAUGGAUGACAUGGACGACCUGACCUCUAUGUCAAAGGUUACUGACCUGGAUCAGGAUCGGGGCCUGCUGCUGUCGUGGGGUUGCGGCGAGUUCGGUCAGCAUGGCCAUGGUGGAUCUGGAGAGAACGUGAGUUCGGAGGGAGCCCUCGUGGAUCACGGGGAUUCUCUUGUCAGAUCGCAUCGCGUCAAACAUAUCUCAUGCGGGUCAAGCCAUACAGCUGUUGUCACAGGCCAGGAUGAGGUCCUGACUUGGGGAAAUGGCAACAGUGGACAGCUUGGAUGUGGAGACAAAGCAACCCACACUAGCCCUCAGAGGUUGCGGCUUGGCCCUCAUGACUCUCAGGUGGCGGGGGUGGCCUGCGGUAGCCGGCACACCGUGGUCUGGUUGGAGAAUGGCCGCGCCUACAGCUGCGGGAACAACUUCUACGUCCAGCUGGGGUACGACUUCCGCGUCAAGAACUAUAAAGAGAACCAGAUCAUGAAACAGCAUCUAAAAGAUGAACUCUCUGGAAAGGAAGGUCCUGUAGAGGUUUUACCCCAUUUUCUGCGACCAAUCAUGCACAGAAAGGUGGUCCAGGUUUCCUGCGGGAAGAAGUUCACCCUGUUUUUGUUUGAGUCGGGACAGGUGGCUGGAUGUGGGGCAAACAACUUUGGGCAGCUGGGUAACGGAACAAGGGCAGAGAUGGUAUCCCCCAAGCCGUUGGAUAAUCCAGAAAACGUCAUCAGAAUCGCUGCUGGAUCGUGCCAUUCACUUGCCGUCACUGCAACUGGUGAAUUGUAUGCUUGGGGUAUGGGGAGAGCUUGUGGAAGUCGCCGUGAUGAUCUUCUUACGCCGCAGCGCAAGACAACCCGACGUAGCAACGUUGUGGGCGUGGCGGGUGGGAGUGGCCAUUCCCUUGCAUUAACAGGUGAGCUAUGUAUUUAUCUUGUUAAAAAGAUCCCUUGAAAACAAAGCUUUGAGUUUUUAUCGCAAGGAGGAAGGUAUUUUG